AUAUCACAAGCGUUUCCGGGUAGUGGCGGAAGGCGAAGCUCGAGGACGGCCGUCGGGCGGGCGCAAUGGAGGAACCGGAGCGCCGGCGGCGCAGGAAGCGGAGCCCCCGCGGAAGCCGCUCGCCGCCUAGCCCGCCAGAUGAAGCAAGGCUGGCUUCCAAAAAGAAGAGCAAGUCCUCGAACAAAAGACGCAAGAGGAGUCGAAGCCCCCGUCACGUGAUAGGCAAAAUAAAGCAGGAGCGACCCGAUCACUCCCGAAGGAGGCAUGAGGAACGUCAGCAUCGGGACCAUUCUGAAUUGGAGCACAGAUGGGGGAGAAGCGGAGAUAGAGACAGACACCGAGACCAGUCAAGCCGACGGAAACCACAUAGAGAACGCCCUGGUAGCCAUGAAAGGGAAGCUGAUCAUCUCCAGGAGCAGCAGGCAAAGAGGGAGUUUUAUAACGAGCGAAGGCGUGAACAUCGUCAGCAGAUGGAAGCAAGUGGUGAUGAGGAGAAUCGAAACUCGGGAAGGCCCAGUAGUAACAACACAGAAAAAGAAUCAGGGAAUAAAGAAAAACCAAGCUUUGAACUGUCUGGUGCGCUUGUGGAGGAUACCAACACUUUCCGUGGAGUGGUGAUCAAAUACAGUGAGCCCCCUGAAGCACGUAUCCCAAAGAAACGGUGGCGCCUCUAUCCUUUCAAGAAUGAUGAGGUUCUUCCGGUCAUGUACAUUCACAGGCAGAGUGCCUAUCUGCUGGGCAGACACAGACGCAUUGCUGAUAUUCCUAUUGACCAUCCCUCCUGUUCCAAACAGCAUGCUGUCUUUCAGUACCGGCUUGUGGAGUAUACUCGCCCUGACGGCACAGCAGGUCGAAAGGUAAAACCCUACAUCAUUGAUCUUGGCUCAGGCAACGGCACAUUUCUGAACAACCAACGCAUCGAACCUCAGCGCUACUAUGAACUGAAAGAGAAGGAUGUCCUGAAAUUUGGGUUCAGCAGCAGGGAGUAUGUCCUCCUACAUGAAUCCUCGGACACGUCAGAGGUGGACCAGAAGAAGGAGGAGGACGACGAGGAAGAGGAUGAAGAAUCAACAUGA
This is a messenger RNA of Euleptes europaea (tarantolino), 1076 nucleotides long. RefSeq names its product Smad nuclear interacting protein 1 (gene SNIP1). The record is from RefSeq and is a predicted model, not a curated record. The coding region runs from base 66 to 1076 and encodes 336 amino acids. Gene Ontology annotation, cellular component: nucleus. The transcript is spliced from 4 exons. Gene Ontology annotation, biological process: miRNA processing. Lineage: Eukaryota; Metazoa; Chordata; Lepidosauria; Squamata; Sphaerodactylidae. Gene Ontology annotation, molecular function: mRNA binding; protein binding.